Molecule: messenger RNA, 2252 nt
Organism: Phycodurus eques (leafy seadragon)
Lineage: Eukaryota; Metazoa; Chordata; Actinopteri; Syngnathiformes; Syngnathidae
Gene: tmem237a
Product: transmembrane protein 237a
Exons: 11
Coding region: 937-2052 (371 amino acids)
Biological process (GO): cilium assembly
Cellular component (GO): ciliary transition zone
Source: RefSeq, a predicted model, not a curated record
GCAGGUGGCUCCACUCACUUCACAACAAGAAGCAAUUUGGCUGCUAGAAUUAGUAAAUAGUCUUCAAAAAAAGAGGCUUCAAGUUGUUAAUUGCCACAAUUAGAGUUCAGUAAACUAACCAUAAAACAGAGAAUUACCCAGCGUGUAUUUGAAACAACCACAUAGUGAUUCUUAAGUGGCAUAACAUUACAAAUGAAGAACUGAAGGGCUUGUGCGGGUACAAAUGUUACUAUGUUUGUGUCUGUUUUUGUGUUAGCACUAUCACCACCUACCUAGCUACCAAUUGACCUACUUUCAUACCUAUUUAGCUCACUAUCGACUAACGAACUUAACAACACAACCUCGCUCUCCCUCUCUGCUAAUCUGCCACAGAGAGCUAAUCAGCGAUAACAGGAUUUACUACUAGAGCCUUUUUGUGAGCAACUUUAGUGUUUUAGUGGCAAAAUAUUUGAUUUGUGUAAAAAUGAACACUUUCCUGGACAAAUAUAUCAUUUUCGUGACAUCAUGUAGUGUUGUGCGUAGUAUUGGAAGACUUUCUACAAGAUGCUGGCAUUUUUGUGCACAAAUAUCGCACUUCAAAAGGUGAGUAUUUCCACUUGUAUUAUGUAUGGUUAUUUUAAUCGAUCAUCCAAUAUGAUUUAGUAUGAUUAAAGGUCUUUUGAUGGCAACAGUUUGACCCCGGGACAGAUCAUUUGCGAAGCCUCCUGCCGGUCAGCUUAGCGCCGGUGGCUACUUUGCUGAUGACAUCAUCACAAAGCUCCCCCAGAGGCUCAGCACGCGUCCACCUGUCACUCACCUCAGUGUCCAUGUCGCCAUCGUGAAGACAAGCUGAGCACAGCACAGACGGCAGCAGCUGCGCUCGCAGGCUAAUCCAAUCACAGCAAACGUUUGCCGCUAAUUGACUGACCUCGAUCACUGAUUGGCAGACGGGUCGCCAUGCCAACAGUCAAGGGCAGGAAGAGGAAGUCCAGGAAAGAAGUCAACGAUGGCGACGGUGAAGUGGUUUGCGUAGACGUGGAGAAUGAGGAAUUGACCAAUCAGAGAAGAGAAGCCGCCACGCCGCCCUUCCUGGACGUGGCGGCCCCACAGAAAAAAAAGAAGAAGAAGAGGACGGCAACAAUUGAUCAGCAGGUGGAGCACGUCGACACGCCAAACGGGAACACGGCCGAAGCCGCGGUGGACGAGGAAGAAUCCACGGUCGCUGUGAGCAGAAAGACCAAAAGGAAGAGGAAGGCCAAGCCCACGGAGCCUCACAGCGACGACCUCGGCGCCGAAGAUGACGACAUUGUGGCGGACGCCCCCUCGCCCAUUCCCCAGCAUUCCUUGUUCUCCGCCCCCCAAGGACAUAGUCAACCUGUUGGCAGAGUCUUUAUGGAGCGAAACAGGCGUUUUCAGGCAGAGCGAGUGGAGCAUUUCCGACAUGCCGAGCAGGUGGACGACUACUUGGAGCCCAGACAGAUGACGUGGACCACCAGAGACGUAGCCAUGAAGGUCCACAGCAGCUUCAGGGUUGUGGGCCUUUUCUGCCACGGCUUCCUGUCCGGUUACGCCGUGUGGAACGUGAGCGUCGUGUACGUGCUUGCCGGCGAGCACAUGUCCACGCUGGCCAACCUCCUGCAGCAGUAUCACUCUCUGGCCUACAGCGCGCAGUCGCUGCUCUACCUGCUGCUCGCCAUCAGCACCGUGUCCGCCUUCGACCGAGUGAACCUGGCCAAGGCCUCCAUGGCCCUGAGGGGCUUCAUCACGUUGGAUCCGGCCGCUCUCGCCUCCUUCUUGUACUUCAUAGCGUUGAUCCUGUCCCUCAGUCAACAGAUGACGAGCGAUCGCAUCCACCUGUAUCCCACCGCCAACAACACUUUGUGGCCUCCUGGAUCUGAGGAGCAGAUCUUGCGACCGUGGAUCGUGGUCAACCUGGUGGUGGCGCUGCUGGUGGGCCUGGCUUGGGCCGUCAUUUCCACGCGGCCGGGUGUCGACUACACGGAAGAGUUCUUGAUGUCCAUGGAAGUUGAGGGCUAUCCCAGAGGCGAUGAGAACUUGGACAUUCCAGCCUGAAACCUUGUCUAAAAUGUUUACUGUAUUUAUAUUUUCAAAUAUAUUUAUUUGUACAAUGUCUUCUACAUUUUUUUGUAUUCUUGUGAUUUGGUGAAUGUGAAAAAUAAAUGUAGCGUCUCAGAGCCAAAUUGGUGUGCGGUGCUUAUGCAACUUUUAAGCAUGAGGUGGCGCUGGUUCCUUCUGAAUCCAAUAAACGAGUA